Molecule: messenger RNA, 4048 nt
Organism: Etheostoma spectabile (orangethroat darter)
Lineage: Eukaryota; Metazoa; Chordata; Actinopteri; Perciformes; Percidae
Product: intestinal mucin-like protein
Exons: 21
Cellular component (GO): extracellular matrix
Molecular function (GO): peptidase inhibitor activity; protein binding
Source: RefSeq, a predicted model, not a curated record
AUUACCACUGGCCCAGUAACAAGCUCUACCACAGCUGUGGUGGAAACUACAACCUCAGUGCCAGGUGUUACAACAAAAAGCCCUGGAACAACAGUUGUGACAUCAAAACCUUCUGUUGUUACCACAACUAUUAAUGUACCAUCACCAACAUCUACAGUAGCCACAACCAAAUCUGUAGAGACAACAGUGUCAAAAAAGACAACAUCAUCAGAAAAGACAACAGCAAAGAUUGCGACGACAACACCACCUAAAAAAAUCACCACUGGCCCAGUAACAAGCUCUACCACAGCUGUGGUGGAAACUACAACCUCAGUGCCAGGUGUUACAACAAAAAGCCCUGGAACAACAGUUGUGACAUCAAAACCUUCUGUUGUUACCACAACUAUUAAUGUACCAUCACCAAGAUCUACAGAAGCCACAACCAAUCUGGUAGAGACAACAGCGUCAAAAAAGACAACAUCAUCAGAAAAGACAACAGCAAAGAUUGACGACAACCCACCACCUAAAAAAUACCACUGGCCCACGUCAAAAAAGACAACAUCAUCAGAAAAGACAACAGCAAAGAUUGUGACAACAACAACACCUAAAAAAAUUACCACUGGCCCAGUAACAAGCUCUACCACAGCUGUAGUUAAAACUACAACCUCAGUGCCACCAGUCACACCAACAAGCCCUGCAACAACAAUUGGUGUAGUCACAGGAAACCUACAACCAACUGUAAUUACUAAACCUUCUCUUUUGGAAACAACAACUAUUGCAGCUUCAACUGGAAGUUCUAGAACUACAGCUCAAGCUACAACUUCCAUUGCCCCAAUAACACAGACUCUUCCAGGCAGCAUAACUGUUUACACUACCCUACCAGCCAGGACCACAGUUGGUUCUACACCAUCACUGUUCACCACUUCUACAACAAUAUGUGUGUGCAUUGUUAAUGGGACUUCACACCGUCCUGGGGAUUUGGUAUAUAAUGUCACUGAUGGCAUAGGAUGGUGUUAUGUUGCAUAUUGCAAUGCAUCUUGUAAAGUUGAGACGAAAUCCAGUCUAUGUCCCACAACACAACCCAGCACAACCGCAAGUUCUACAACUGCAGUGAUUGGCACCACUACAAAGGCAACAAUUUCUUCCACCACAACUAUUCCUACCUCUACUUUCACUCCAUCAACAACCCCAUCUACAACCACUGUGGACUGCAAUGAUGUGAAUCCACCAAGAAAGAAUGGACAAUCCUGGAUGGUCAGCAACUGCACCACAGCUACCUGCACCAAUGGCAAGGUCACAAAGACAUCUACUCCCUGUCCCAAAGUACAACAACCCAUCUGUGCCAACGGGCGCCAAGUUGUCAAAGUUUUUGAUGAUAACGGAUGCUGCUUCCACUAUGAAUGUGAAUGUGUGUGCAGUGUCUGGGCUGGAUCCCACUACUUAACAUUUGAUGGCAAAUCAUACGAUUUCAACAAGGCCUGCUCUUACUACCUGGUCAAAGAGAUUAUUACUAAAUAUAACCUGACUAUCAUAGUAAAUAACCAUGACUGUAACCCUUCAGACAGCACAUUCUGUCCCCAGGCUCUCACUGUUACAUACCAAUCUUACACAGUAGUUUUGACUCAGUUGAAUACUUCAGGAUCAGCGGUUAAUGUGGUGUAUGUGAACCAGAAACGUAUCUAUCCCGCCUAUACAAAUUCUGUUCUACGCCUUACUAGCACAGAUAUGGUGAUCACAUUGGAGAUACCGGGGAUCCACAUAAAAGUGGUCUAUACGGGCUCUUCGUUCAGCAUUGACCUUCCCUAUUCCCUCUUUGGUGGGAACACUGAGGGACAGUGUGGGACCUGUGACAACUUUCAAAACAACGACUGCCGCGCUCCAAACGGCCAGGUAGAAAGCUGCUCAGAAUCUGCAGGCCAGUGGCAAGUCCCAGGUACACUCUGUGUCACACCCACAACCCUACCGCCUACUUUGACCACCUCAAAACCACUAUACACAACAACAAAGCCAGCUUGUAAACCUGCCAUUUGUGAUCUCCUAACCAGCAGUGUUUUUGCACCAUGCCACACAGUCAUACCCCCAGGACCAUUUGUGAAAUCCUGUGUGUCUGACAUUUGCAACAAUGGUGACAACACCUGCUCCAGCCUGAAGGCCUAUGCCACUUACUGCUCUAAUGCAGGUGUCUGUAUCGACUGGAGGAGUGCAACCAAUGGGCAAUGUGAGCGUACGUGUCCAAAUGACAAGGUGUACAUGGCCUGUGGUCCAUCUGUAGAGCUUACAUGCAAUGAGAGAUACAACAAAAGGUUCCAGGCAGAUAACCAAUCAGCGACUAACUACACUCAAGAGGGCUGCUUUUGUCCUCAUGAUACCAUCUUAUUCAACACAGUUUAUGACACAUGUGUUACCUCCUGUGAUUGUGUUGGACCUGAUGGAAAACCCAAACAGCCUGGUGAAACAUGGACAAGUGACUGCAACACCUGUAUGUGUGACAAGGAUUCCAUGAGCAUUCAGUGUCUGCCUGUUCAGUGCCCAUCAGUACAGAGCCCUAACUGCAGUGGACCUGGCCAGCAGCUGGUUAACAAGACAGAUGGCUGCUGCACAACACCUUCGUGUGAGUGCAAUGUAAACUUGUGUCCUGCUCCUAUCACCUGCCCACUGGGCUUCCAACUUGACAUCACCAACAGCACCUGCUGCCAAUCCUACAAGUGUGUUCCUAAAGGUGUAUGUGUCUAUGACAUGACUGAGUACAAGCCUGGUGCCAAAAUACCAACACCAGAAACAAUAUCGGUACCACCAUUAGACGCACCAUCAACAUCACCAUCAGAAACAACAGCAGCCCCAUCAGGAGCAGGACAACCAUCAAGAACAACAGCAGCCCCAUCAGGAGCGGGACAACCAUCAAGAACAACAGCAGCCCCAUCAGGAGCGGGACAACCAUCAAGAACAACAGCAGCCCCAUCAGAGCAGGACAACCAUCAAGAACAACAGCAGCCCCAUCAGAGCGGACAACCAUCAAGAACAACAGCAGCCCCAUCAGGAGCAGGACAACCAUCAAGAACAACAGCAGCCCCAUCAGGAGCGGGACAACCAUCCGGAACAACAGCAGCACCAUCAAGAGCGGGACAACCAUCAAGAACAACAGCAGCACCAUUAGAGUCUUUUAGACCUGGGGCCUGCCAGGAAUGUUACUGUGGACCCAAAAUGGAUCCCAUCACAGAGCUGAACAUCAUUACCUGCAAACCCAUUGUCUGCAACACAAACUGCUCUGAAGGUUAUGAAUACCAGACUGUACCUGAUAAGUGCUGUGGGAAGUGUGUUCCAAAGAGCUGUAGUGUCACCACACCUGACAACACAAUCAUCAUCAUUGAGGUUGGCAAAACUUUUGUACCUGCAAAUGACAAGUGUGUACAAUAUACCUGUGAGAAGAUCAAUGGACAGCUUGUUACCAAGGAAACCAAGAGCACUUGUCCACCCUUUAACCCCUUGGACUGUGAACCCGGCACAGAGACAACUGACUCGAAUGGAUGCUGCAAAAGAUGCAAGCUGCGAAGCAUCUGUGAGGUCCAGAGUAAGCAGACAGUCAUCACUGUGAACGACUGUAAGAGCACGCAGCUGGUCAACAUGUCUUCCUGCGGGGGACACUGUGGCAGCUCAUCCAUAUAUUCUGCAGCAGCUAACAGGAUGAUACACCAGUGUGAGUGUUGCCAAGAGGCCACAACCAGUCAGAAGCAGGUGGAGCUGACCUGUGGCGACGGCUCCAAGGUCCAGCACAGCUACAUCGUGGUGGAGACGUGCCGCUGCAUCAAAGCAGAGUGUGUAGCGGAAACAACUUCCAAACAACAGCGCAGCAGGAGACGCUGAUCAACUACUCACAGCUUUACAUUGGACUGAAACCUUACAAACACUAAGGAAGACUUAGUGUUAGACCUUCUAAUUCUUCAGUCAGGUUUUAUUAUUUAUAGCUUAACAUGUGCUCUUUUUCAGUGUCACAACAUACUACUGUGAUGUAAACUUUCUUGAUUUUAGGAAUUCUCAGAUGAUAAUUAAUAAAGUAUUUCUGCAAUAUGAA